GGCGCCUCUAGACUUCUGCGGUCGCGGAACGAUGACGUCAUGGUUACAGAUUCGCAGCGCCGUUGAUGUUAUGUCAUAGGGGAUGGCGGGUGAUUUUAGACGGGGGUCAAAUCCAUGACAAUGUCCACCUGUCUGACCGAGGAGCAGAAGAGGAGGAUCGAGGCGAACCGGCAGAAGGCUUUGGCGCGGAGAGCAGAGAGACUCGCCACCCAGAAAAACGGAAUUAAUCAGAACGCAUCCGCCAUCUAUAAUACCAAGCCUCAGCCAACCGGGGGCAACCACCUGCAAAAUGUGCAGCCGACCGCCAAAGAAGCCGGGAAGGUCGAUAGCUUUAAAUACGGUACAACUGGAAACGCCUCUAAUAAUGUCAAGAAUCCGCCAACUAUGCAAACCACUGCUGCCGCCCAGGAGUACACGGCGGGUUAUAAACCGCAGACCACCGCUCCAGCAAGGGUGGAUUAUACCGCAGCCGGCCCCGCCCAGGAGUACACGGCGGGUUAUAAACCGCAGACCACCGCUCCAGCAAGGGUGGAUUAUACCGCAGCCGGCCCCGCCCAGGAGUAUACGGCGCGUAAUAAACUACAGACCACCGCUCCAGUAAGGGUGGAUUAUACCACAGCCGGCCCCGCCCAGGAGUACACGGCGGGUUAUAAACCGCAGACCACCGCUCCAGCAAGGGUGGAUUAUACCGCAGCCGGCCCCGCCCAGGAGUAUACGGCGCGUAAUAAACUGCAGACCACCGCUCCAGUAAGGGUGGAUUAUACCGCAGCCGGCCCCGCCCAGGAGUAUACGGCGCGUAAUAAACUACAGACCACCGCUCCAGUAAGGGUGGAUUAUACCGCAGCCGGCCCCGCCCAGGAGUACACGGCGGGUUAUAAACCGCAGACCACUGCUCCAGUAAGGGUGGAUUAUACCGCAGCCGGCCCCGCCCAGGAGUACACGGCGGGUUAUAAACCGCAGACGACCGUUCCAGCAAGGGUGGAUUAUACCGCAGCCGGCCCCGCCCAGGAGUACACGGCGGGUAAUAAACCGCAGACCACCGUUUCAGUAAGGGGGGAUUAUACCGCAGCCGGCCCUGCCCAGGAGUACACGGCGGGUAAUAAACCACAGACCACCGCUCCAGUAAGGGUUGAUUAUACCGCAGCCGGCCCCGCCCAGGAGUACACGGCGGGUUAUAAACCGCAGACGACCGCUCCAGCAAGGGUGGAUUAUACCGCAGCCGGCCCCGCCCAGGAGUACAUGGCGGGUAAUAAACCGCAGACCACCGCUCCAGCAAGGGUGGGCUCUAGUAUAACUGCUGGCUGGACAUUUCAGCCUGAGGUGACCAAAAACGUUCCCCAAGGCUCCUCCAAACCUCAUGGUGCUUCCCCUCAGAUGUACGAUAUCCAUUCAGGAUCCGGGAAAGCUGGGGCGGAGCCAGUGAAGAGCCCAAGUACCGCUUCUAAGUUUUAUGGAUUGGGGACAACAACCUCCGGUGGGAAGGCCGCGGGGCCAGUGCCACGGACAAACGGGAGGGAGAUGAUGGGCAGCGCUAGUAGCUCAGAGGCCGCUCCUGUCAAAAAAGCUGCAGCCGCCAUUAAAGGGAGAUGCGUCAAACAUGGCGAUGAGAGGUUCCGGGUCGAGGUCGGAUAUAACGCAGAACUCAUCUGCCUCUUCAAAGGGAUCCCCAGCAAAAAUUACGAUCCUGCAACUAAAAUGUGGAAUUUCGGGAUAGAAGAUUACCCGAGUCUGAUGAGCGAGGUCCAGAGGCUGCAGAACGUUGCCCUAAAACCCCUGGAAGGAAUGGAGGACAUCGAUAUCCCGGCACUAAUCUCCACAGCCAGUGGGGGCACCACCGUCGGUGCUCUUUUGGCCAUGUGCAACAACUGGCAGAGACCGAGCGCCACCUUAAAGGGCAAGUGCCUGCUGGUGUCUCGCUCCCGCUUUGAGGUGGACAUCGGGUAUCACGUGGAAGUCAUCGGCCUGUUCAAGCAGAUGAGCUCCCGCAACUACGACACGAAAACCAGAAAAUGGAGCUUUCUACUGGAGGACUACCAACAACUGAUGGAGGCCUCACUAAGGAUACAGCAGGUGGAGGUGGAGCCGCUCCCCAGACCCGUGGUACAAGCAUUUGCCUCUCAGUUUGAGAAGACAUCUGUAAGUCGCCCCGAGGUCCCAGACGUAGACCUGUCUGCAGUGGAUUCCAAGCUGGUCAGCAGCCUGAUGCUCUUCCAGAGGGAGGGGGUGAGCUUUGCCAUCUCUCGGGAGGGCCGUCUGCUCCUUGCUGAUGACAUGGGCCUGGGGAAGACCAUCCAGGCCAUCUGCAUCGCAGCUUAUUACAGAAAAGAGUGGCCGCUGCUCGUUGUGGCGCCUUCGUCUGUCCGGUUUACCUGGGCUGAGGCUUUCCACAGAUGGCUGCCGUCCGUCAGGUCAGAUAGCAUCAAUGUCAUAGUCACAGGUCGUGACAGCCAUUCCGCCGGCCUCAUCAACAUUGUCAGCUUCGACCUCCUCGGGAAGAUGGACAAGAGCAUCACCUCCAGCUUCAAAGUCAUUAUUAUAGAUGAAUCUCAUUUUCUGAAGAACGUGAAGACGGCCAGAUGUAAGUCCGCCAUGCCCUUGUUAAAGAAUGCGAAGAGAGUCGUCCUGCUGUCGGGCACUCCGGCCAUGUCCAGGCCUGCCGAGCUGUACACCCAGAUCGCCGCUGUUAGACCCAACUUUUUCCCCCGUUUCCACGACUUUGGAGUCCGUUACUGUGACGCUAAACAGAUGCCGUGGGGCUGGGAUUACUCCGGGUCCUCUAAUAUGAAUGAGCUAAAGCUCCUGCUGGAAGAGUCCAUAAUGAUUAGACGACUCAAGUCUGAGGUCCUCUCCCAGCUGCCCGCCAAACAGCGCAAAAUGGUGGUCAUCGCCCCCGAGGGCAUCAAUGCGAAGACUAAAGCCGCGUUAGCUGCAGCGGCUAAAGAGAUGGCGCAAGGCUUCAAAAGCAAAGUCCAAGAGAAAGAAGCUCUUCUCCUGUUCUACAACAGAACUGCCGAAGCCAAGAUCCGAUCUGUAAUAGAAUACAUCCUGGAUCUGCUGGAGAGCGGCCGAGAGAAGUUCCUGGUGUUUGCUCAUCACAAGUUGGUCCUGGACAAUGUCUGUGAAGAGCUGGGGAAAAAGAACGUUGGCUUUAUCCGUAUCGAUGGAACCACCCCCUCAGCCGAUCGCCAAGCUCUCUGCCAAAAAUUCCAGUUUUCAGAGAAGAGCUGUGUCGCUGUAUUGUCCAUCACGGCUGCCAACAUGGGGCUGACCCUGUCCUCAGCAGACUUGGUGGUGUUUGCAGAGCUGUUCUGGAACCCGGGGGUUUUGAUUCAAGCAGAAGAUCGGGUCCACAGAAUAGGACAGACCAGCUCCGUGAAUAUUCACUACCUGGUGGCAAAAGGAACAGCGGACGACUACUUGUGGCCGAUGAUUCAGGAAAAGAUCAAGAUCUUGGGCCAGGCGGGUCUGUCAGAGGCUAAUUUUUCAGAAACAACAGAAGCCGCUGACUAUUUCUAUAAGGACCCCAAACAGAAGACCAUAUAUGACCUUUUCCAGAGGUCGUUUUCAGAGGACGGGGCGGCGGAUGACGCAGAUGAAGCUCUGCUGCUCGAGGCCUGUGAAGAGUUUGACCAAGGAAUUCAAGAAGGAAAUCUGUGUAAGAAAAGGAAAAUAGAGGACUACUUCUGAACCUGGAAGCUUCACUGUACAGCGACGUGAAAUGUUAUUUUUGUAGUCUUAUUUUGUUAAUAUUUCAUAAUUAAAGAUAAAUAAUUACCUAUUA
Molecule: messenger RNA, 3781 nt
Organism: Bufo gargarizans (Asiatic toad)
Lineage: Eukaryota; Metazoa; Chordata; Amphibia; Anura; Bufonidae
Gene: SMARCAL1
Product: SWI/SNF related, matrix associated, actin dependent regulator of chromatin, subfamily a like 1
Exons: 17
Coding region: 115-3687 (1190 amino acids)
Biological process (GO): replication fork processing; DNA repair
Cellular component (GO): nuclear replication fork
Molecular function (GO): ATP binding; ATP-dependent chromatin remodeler activity
Source: RefSeq, a predicted model, not a curated record